AUGAAUGUGAUAUCUCCUGCAACGGUACCAAAAGUUGGAACCGUCCUGAUGCUUCACGGAUGGGCUCAAAAUGCCAAAGUCAUGCGAUCCCGCUCCAAAUCCUUGACCAAGAAACUGAAUCAGGCUGGAUACGAUUGUCUGUUUUUUCAGGCUCCUAUCGAAUUGCCCAUGGUCAGUACCAUUAUGAUUGAAGGACAGCCUGUUUUGAUCACAAAUGGUGGACGCAAGGGUGCCAUGGCUUGGUUCUUGUAUAGCCAAGAAGAUCCAGGCGACACUAGUUCCAUGCUGACUGGGGAACGAAUUGAGUAUGUUGGAUUGGAAGAAUCCAUCAACAUGAUGCAACAAGAACUUACCAAUAUUUUAAAAGCAAACGAGGACGAACAGAUUUUUCUAUUGGGGUUUUCGCAAGGGGCCGUCUUGGCUCAUAUUUUGGCAUCCUAUUGUACGAUUGCACCAUUCAACAAGAUACGAGGCUUUGUCUUGGUGAGUGGAUUUCCUGCCACACCUCUGCAACGACCCAUGGUGGUGGAUGCUAUCGCUGUCGCAGAGAACAGUAGUGUUGUCGAUGAAUCAUCUGCUUUUCAGGAGAUUGACAGACCCUCCUUGCAUGUCAUUGGUCGCAACGAUACGAGUGUUCCACCCUCACACAGUGACAAAUUAUUCCAGUGCUUUGUCCAUGGAAGAAAACUAGAGCAUGAAAAGGGACAUAUAUUAAUCCAACAAAGUGCUCAAUGCGCAACAAUAAUCCAAUUUUUGAACGAGUGUUAA
Messenger RNA from Cylindrotheca closterium, 768 nucleotides. The record is from the annotation of a GenBank genome assembly. Lineage: Eukaryota; Bacillariophyta; Bacillariophyceae; Bacillariales; Bacillariaceae.